AGAAUUUAAAGUAAAAAACAACAUAUAUGAUUUUUGAUUACUUAUUAAUGUGUUUGUAUAACAUUGAUGUGCCUAAUGUACAAUAUAGACCAAACAAAUAAGAGUGCAAGCAGCCUUCCCCAAAGAGCUUACAAAAUAUGAUCCCAGUCCUGAAAACACUUAUGCAUAUGAGUAGUUCCAUUGUUUUUACUCAAAUUAAGAACUAGCAUAAGCGUCUGCACAGAUCAGGGCCUAAAUUAGAAAACAAAUGAAAUGACAACAUUAAUCUAAAUGUUAAUCUAUGUAAUGCAAUUUCACUCUGUGUAAAAACUUGUGACUGACUGGUUGUACUGCCCUUCCCCUUAAGGCAUUGUUUAGUUAAUGCACAGAAAUAUUGUGUGAUUUUUUUUCCUAUGGUGGGUAUAACUCUAUACUACACAAAAACCUUAGAAUUUUUGCUAAAGAAUGGCACACUUUUCUGACUCUUCAAGUUCUAAAAGUCACAAAAUAGUUCAUUGUCUCAAAAUACUGGAACAUUAUUAUUAGAAAAUUUACAGUAACAACAUAAUACUGUAUUUCUUUCUGAGCAAGGGAUUUUCCAUUUUAAAGGGGAAGUCAGACAAAAAUAUUUCCGAAAGUUACAUUGUUUGUAAUGUUAUAGAAGAAGGCAAUAUUUGUCUUUGCUUAGUUUCUUGGUGCCUGGUUUCACUUUUGACAGGUAUGAUGUCUUUAUUAUAUAUGUUUUAUCCUUACUUAUUUUAUUAUUACAGCAUUCUUGAGCUCUGACCCUAAUUCCUAUGAUUUAUAUUAAUAUAGUCUAACAUUCUGAUGAAAGAGCAUAGAGCUUCAUUGGAAGAUGAGACCAGAUCUUCUGAAAAUGAAGGAAGUUGCCCUUAUUUACCUUGAUAGGAGUGGUGGCCUUCAGAAAUUUGUGGAUGAUUGCAAACGAUAUAAUGACUCAAAGCAAAGUUAUGCUGUCUAUCGAUUCAUUAUUUUGAUAAAUCCUUCUGAUAUUGCUGAGUUGGAUGCAGCUCUUGGCAAUCAGAUUCUGCACAAACCGAUGAAAGCUGCACAGAUUUUUCAGUCGGUCUGUUUCAUAGCUAUUAAAACACUGUCAUUAAUUGAACAAUUACAGACAGAGGCCCAGAUUAAUAUAGUGUUGAAACCAACACACUUGCCUCCUCUGCCAAGUUAUGUUCUCAGCCUUUGUGAGUUUCCACUUGAUUACAUAUCUCAGAGAUUUUAUAUGUCAGAGGGAAUAGUGAUUGCAAUGGGAACUGUAACGAAAUACACACAAGGAGCAAGAUUCCUUUGUUCUGAGGAAACCUGUCCAUUUUCUGAAGGGUUUAAUUAUAUAAGAGUGCAUAUCCCUGGAGCUACAGAGUCUGCAACAGUGAGGAAUGAUUUUGUAUGCAAUUUAUGUGCUUCACCACUGCGAGAAGACAUGAAAUUUAGAGUACUUGGUGAUAAACAGCUAGUUGAAAUGGUAGAUGCAAAAUCUCUGAGUGCUUUCCAAGGAUAUUCCAACAAUAGACCACAUUUCAGGAUUCAGUCUUUUACAGUUUUCCUAAGAGAUGAAUUGUCGAACAAAAUGAAAAUAGGAAACAGGUAUAGAUUUAUAGGCAUUCCAGCCUGUAUACAAAACUGCUCACAAGUUACAGUCUGUAUAGAAGUCAGCAGUAUACAGCUCUGUAGUCCAGAAGGUACUUCUUGUAUCAGUGAGAAUUUUAAGUAUCUGCUCUCCUUGACUUCAAGUUCAUGUUGGAGGUUUACAGCCAUACUUGCCAACAUCUUUGCUUCUCAAGUUGUCCCACCAGGCACUUACAAUACUCUUAAACUGUCCAUACUGUUGAGUCUGGUCCAGACAUGUGACAGAGACAGAGAGACAGCAGAUUACCUGGAUCUUUUGAUUGUGACCAGUGACACCCUAAUAGCAGAUAGGCUUUUGAAUUACAGUGUUUGUCUUGUAGCCCGUGGCAUACGGCACCCGGCAUCUAAUGACAUUUUUCCUACUGUGUCCAAAGAUAAGCAUGGAACUGGAACUGCUAGCAUUCAGGCGUGCAGUGCUCUGCUGGCCAAAGGUGGUAUCUGCUUCAUAGGAGAUUUGUUAUCACAUAAAAAGGAUAAACUUGAACUUCUGCAGUCAGUGCUGGAGAGCAGAACCACUACAGUAUUUAUUCCUGGAAAGAAGUAUGGAGAAGAUGUUGACCAGCAAGUUAUUCUUCCAAUUCAGACCAGUUUCUGGACUUUUGUAGAUGAGGAUUUAUCGUCCAAAAAAUAUGUACAAAAGGAUAACACUCUAAUUGGCAAGUUGGACUUGAGCUCAAUAGCAGCUAACCUUAUAGAUGCUUUUGGGCUUUUGAUACACUGCAAUGAGUUAUCUUGCCAACCAGCUCUUCCUCUUUUGGAUCACAUCAUGAAAAAAGCCAUUGAUCCAGAAGAAGCACUUUAUACCCUCUUCCAGCAGUUCAGAACACAAGAUUUUGAAGAGCUUAUUGUAUUUGCUACGAAUUUGCAUGUAGAACUCAGUUCAGAAGCAGAAAGACUCAUUCAUGGCUACUACCUAGCAAGUCGCAGAGUCAGAACAGAUUCUAUUCAUGGAUCAAAACUAUCAACAUCUGCACUGAAAAUCCUGGUUUCACUGUCUAAAGCGCACACUAAGCUGAGUUUAAGGAAGAAAGUACUUGAGGAAGAUGUGUUGAUUGCUGUCUUGUUAUUUGAAUCAUCUCUCACUUUAAAACAUGGUGCCUCUGUAUUUUGUGUGGCUCCAAAUGCAGUGUUUCCAUUUGACCUCAUUGAUGAAAACACUCUGCAGCAAAGAGAUGUUUAUCUGAUGCAGUGCCAUCAGCAACUGUUACAGUUUAUUGCCACAUAUGGCCCUGGAACACAUGUUACUACUAGUGAAGAAUAAAGAACCUAUUCUGAAAGCAGAGCUUAUUCCUAUAGCAAAGUUUUGCGUUUUUUUUUGGAAAAUGUAAAAUUUAAAUAUUUAAAGUUUUAGAGUAUUGCUACUGCAAAAUGUAUAUGAAAGUUACUAUUUUAUGAAAUUGCUACUCCUACAGAUAAGUUUGUAGCCAACUCAAAAUUAAACAAUAUUGCACAUUAA
Messenger RNA from Gopherus flavomarginatus (Mexican gopher tortoise), 3085 nucleotides. RefSeq names its product minichromosome maintenance domain containing 2 (gene MCMDC2). Lineage: Eukaryota; Metazoa; Chordata; Testudines; Testudinidae. Gene Ontology annotation, biological process: double-strand break repair via break-induced replication. The transcript has 14 exons. The record is from RefSeq and is a predicted model, not a curated record. Gene Ontology annotation, molecular function: single-stranded DNA helicase activity; DNA binding; ATP binding. The coding region runs from base 836 to 2890 and encodes 684 amino acids.